Staurois parvus is the source of this 2290-nucleotide messenger RNA. The record is from the annotation of a GenBank genome assembly. NCBI's taxonomy places the organism in Eukaryota, Metazoa, Chordata, Amphibia, Anura, Ranidae.
CAGCACUUCAAGCGUCAAACGUUUUUAAGGAGCGUGAGUAUGCCAGUAGAGAACACUAGAAUUCCUUCACCUCCCAAUGAACAGAAGCGGCCUAUACUGCAACGUCAGACCUCAAUCACCCAGACGAUAAAAAGGGGCACUGCUGACUGGUUUGGAGUAAGUAAAGACAGCGACUCGUCUCAUAAAUGGCAGAGGAAGAGCCUUAGACAUUGCAGCCAGAGAUAUGGAAAGUUGAAACCACAAGUUAUCCGAGAAAUGGACCUCCCUAGCCAAGACAACAUAUCUCUAACAAGUACAGAAACUCCACCACCUCUUUAUGUGGGACCAGCUCAGUUUAAUAUGCAAAAGAUUAUUGAUCCACUGGCACGAGGACGCGCUUUUCGAAUGGUAGAAGACAUAGAUGGCUACAGUAUGCCACAUACACCUAUUACACCAGGAGCAACUUCUCUCUGCUCAUUUACCAGCUCAAGAUCUGGAUUCAGCCGAUUUCCCCGGAGACGGAAAAAAGAGUCUGUGGCAAAAAUGAGCUUUAGAGCUGCAGCGGCACUUGUGAAGGGUCGAUCAAUAAAGGAAGGUACUUUACGAAGGAUACAUAGACGAAGCUUCACUCCGGUUAGUUUUUUUAGAAGAAGAUACUAUGGAUUUUCCUGAUGAACUGGACACAUCAUUUUUUGCAAGGGAAGGAGCUCUUCAUGAAGAUAUGUCAAGUUACCCCGAUGAAGUGUUUGAAUCUCCUUCAGAGGCAGCCAUCAAAGAGGCCGAUGAUACAGCAAAAGCAGAAGAUGCUUUGGAACAUACAGGGAGUGCCUUGGACAAAAGUGAAUUAGAAAAAAGUCAUUUAAUGCUGCCAUUGGAGAGAGGUUGGCGUAAAGUAAAAGAAGGACACCUUGUACAGCCAAAAAUUAGACUUUGUCAGGAAGUAGUCACUGUCAGUCCUCAAAAGAGAGGUCAGCGUAUAACUGUCCCGGUAAAGAAGCUGUUUGCAAAAGAAAAAAGGCCAUAUGGUCUUGGAAUGGUGGGAAGAUUAACAAACAGAACAUAUCGUAAAAGGAUAGACAGCUACGUAAAAAGACAAAUAGAAGAUAUGGAUGACCACCGGCCGUUCUUCACUUACUGGAUCACAGUUGUACAUCUACUCAUUACAAUCCUGACUGUAUCCAUCUAUGGUAUUGCACCUGUUGGAUUUUCUCAACACGAAACUGUAGAAUCUGUUUUGCGAAACAAGGGAGUUUAUGAAAACGUAAGAUACAUACAGCAAGAAAACUUUUGGAUUGGACCAAAUUCUGAAGACUUAAUACAUCUUGGAGCUAAGUUUUCUCCAUGCAUGAGACAAGAUCCGCAAGUGUACAGUUUAAUUCAAAUGAAGAGAGAGAAGGAAAAACACUCUGCUUGCUGUGUUAGAAAUGACAAAUCCGGCUGUAUUCAGACCUCUGAAGAGGAGUGCUCGUCUACCCUGGCUGUAUGGGUCAAAUGGCCAGGUCAUUCUAGCACCCCACUUUUGGCAAACAAAAGUGAAAGAAAUUAUGGCUCAGUGUGUCGCCAGGAUCCCAGGUUUUGCGCUGAACCAGCUUCCGUGCCUCCACACGAAUGGCCUGAUGACAUUACAAAAUGGCCGGUGUGUACUAAUAGUACGAAUGGGAGUUACCCUAAUCAUCUGCAUAUGAACUGUGAAAUAACAGGCAGGCCCUGCUGUAUUGGAACAAAAGGAAGCUGUAAAAUAACAUCAAGAGAAUACUGUGAGUUCAUGAAAGGAUACUUCCAUGAAGAAGCAACAUUAUGUUCACAGGUACAUUGCAUGGAUGAUGUGUGUGGCCUUCUGCCAUUCUUGAAUCCAGAGGUUCCAGACCAGUGUUAUAGAUUAUGGCUUUCUCUUUUCCUUCAUGCUGGCAUCUUGCAUUGUCUGGUCUCUGUUUGUUUCCAAAUGACUAUACUACGAGAUCUCGAAAAGCUGGCAGGCUGGCAUAGAAUCUCCAUUAUCUACAUUUUAAGUGGGAUUACUGGGAAUCUUACUAGUGCCAUCUUUCUGCCCUACAGAGCUGAGGUUGGACCAGCUGGAUCUCAGUUUGGAAUCUUGGCUUGCCUUUUUGUCGAACUCUUUCAAAGCUGGCAGAUUCUAGCAAGACCGUGGAGGGCUUUCUUCAAAUUGCUUGCUGUUGUCAUCUUCCUAUUCACGUUUGGACUCCUUCCUUGGAUUGACAAUUUUGCUCAUAUUUCUGGCUUUAUUAGCGGCUUCUUUUUAUCUUUUGCAUUUCUUCCGUAUAUUAGUUUCGGCAAAUUUGACUUAUACCGG